Messenger RNA from Uranotaenia lowii, 3787 nucleotides. RefSeq names its product zinc metalloproteinase-disintegrin-like EoMP06. Gene Ontology annotation, molecular function: metalloendopeptidase activity. Lineage: Eukaryota; Metazoa; Arthropoda; Insecta; Diptera; Culicidae. The record is from RefSeq and is a predicted model, not a curated record. Gene Ontology annotation, biological process: membrane protein ectodomain proteolysis. Bases 595 to 3501 code for a protein of 968 amino acids. The transcript has 4 exons.
UCGACCCGAGUGGACCUCCUUAGGUUUUCAGUUUAGCUAGUUUAACUAGUAGUAUCGGGUCCCCAUCCGAUGGGACAUUUUCAUCAUCUUAGCAGAUUGUACGAAAUAUUUUGUUCAAAGGCGUUCGGUUAACAUACAUUCGGAAUGUAUUAAAAGGAGCGUCCUUCCAAACAUAAAUUGGCACUCCUUUCCGGGCAUCGUUAAUGUAGUACCUAAUCGAAAGAAGAAAAACAAAAACCUCCUACUAACUAAGUGAAGGUUAUCGCUGCCGUGUGGAUUUCCUUACCUCGAAUGAUCCUAUGGUCAAACGUCAAGUAAUAACAUUAGGGAGAGAGCGAACAAAACUAGGUUAAGUGAAAACAUCAAAUUUCUGAUGGUUUGAGCGUGCAUCUCUAUAGGUUUUUUUUUGGUUGACCGUGAAUUGGAAAGGCAAUUUUAAUUAAUAUUUUCUCCGACAUCCCGACGCAUUGAUUCGGUGCCAAGUUUCACAAACCAACUGUCAAACCACUCCGGAGAAAUAACUAGUCCGGAUUUUCCUCCUACCUACGUUCUGAGUCCUCGUGGGCGGUUAAGGACCAUGAGGCAUAUCCGCGGAUGACACUCCCCAUCAUCGGCAGCAAUCUGAUAAAAUUUGGCUUCUGCCAAAGUGUGCAAUUGUCUUUCGAUUCCGGACACGCAAUGGGAUUCCGAAGAAAUCGGAAAAUAACGAUCCUGUGGGCCACGUUGCUACUUUCUUGCUGCUUGCUAGAGGCGCACGGAAAAACCGUUGAGGAGGAACUGACGAGUCAUCGACAACAGCACGUGUCAAAUCGUGGCGACCAGACCUCCUUGUUCGUCACUAACAAUGGCGAUGAUGAAAUGUUUCAACCGCUAUUACGUGGGUUCGAAGAAAAUGCCAUUCCCGGCGGCAAUUUCCCCCCUAGCGACAAAAGCUUCCCCAAGAAGCAGCAACAGCCAUCGUCAUCAUUGCCGUCCAGUGGCAAUGACCGUAUUCCGAUUGUUCCAAAUGUGGAGCAUAUUCCGCCAAUCGAUGGGGUUGAUUCGCUGAUGCUACUGACCUACAAUCUUUCCGGCGACCCAGUGCGGAUCCGACUGUGGCCAAGUCUGACGGGACGUAGUUUCGUCCAGCGGCAAGGACAACAGAAGGAGCAGCAGCAGGGCAACCAAUCCAUGAUUGUGGAGUACUUUGACGCGGGCUGCUACUAUCAGGGUCGAAUUCUGGACAGGAAACAGGGCGCUGAGACGGGGGCCGUGCUGUCGACUUGUGAAGGGUUGAUUCGGGGCACAGUUUACGAUCAGGACCGAACUUACUCCAUCGAGUUUGACGAGAGUAGCGGCGAGCAGUACGUUCGGUGGUUGAACGACCCGCUGCCAUCAUCGUCAGGGUCCGAGUCAGAGAAGGUUCUAAGUCGAUCUAAGAGGAAUCAUUUCUCACCGAACGGUUUGGUGGGACCGUACAAUGCAAAUCGACAUUCCAAGUUUGUGCAGUUGGUGCUGGUUGUGGACAAUUCGCUGUACCGAAAACUCAACUCCGAUGUUUGGGAGGUACAUCGCUACUGCACCGAUGUAGUUAAUCAUAUCAAUAUGCUCUUCAAUCAGCUGAACAUUUUUAUCGCCUUAACCGGAGUGGUCGUGUGGGACCGUUACGAUUACAUCCAGGUGACUCGGAGGGCCGACGAUACGCUCAACAACUUCCUGCAGUAUCGCCGAAAGGAGCUACUGCGUCAGCACCCGAAUGAUCACGCCCAGCUGCUGACGGCAGUCGAGUUCCAAGACCGGGUAAUCGGGAAAGCCAAACUAGGCGGAAUGUGCACCAGCAACAGCUCCGGGGCAGUGAUCGUUGUUCAUACGGACAAAAUUGCCAUCCAGGCGGGAACUUUGGCUCACGAGAUGGGUCAUAGUUUUAAUAUGGAGCACGAUGAAGAUGGAGUUUGUUCCUGUCCGGAUGGAAAGUGUAUCAUGACGGCAAUGGCGACGGGAAUGUCGCUGAAGCAUUGGAGUUCCUGUAGUACUGAACAGUUGUCGCUGGCCUUUAACAGAGGGUUGAGUCACUGUCUGAAGGAUAGACCAUUGAACGUUUAUAGUUCUAGCUGCGGGAAUGGCUUCGUAGAGGAGGGUGAAGAUUGUGACUGUGGGUUGGAUGAUGUUUGUGAUAACAUUUGCUGUGAUCCAAAGAUUUGUAGGUUUAAGGAAGGUGCCAUUUGUGCGACGGGAGAAUGUUGUGAUUUAAGCACUUGCCAGCUGAGGGAUGCUGGCCAUGUUUGUAGGCCACAUCAUGGGGAAUGCGAUUUGCCUGAGUUUUGUACCGGAAGGUCAGAGCAUUGUCCGAGAGAUGUCUGGAAGCGGAAUACAGAAGUUUGUGCUGGUGGAAAAUCGCAUUGUGUAGAUGGCGAAUGUAAAACGCGAGACGAUCAGUGUAGGUUAUUAUGGGGGCCUUCGGGAAGAGCUUCAGAUGAAAUGUGUUAUUUGAGAAAUAUUAAUGGUACUAAGUAUGCCAAUUGUGGAUUUGAUCGAGACACUCACUCUUUCCGCAGAUGUUCUGAACAGGAUGUCACUUGUGGUUUACUAUUUUGUCAUCAGCUGAAUGAAAACAAUUUGGAGUUUGGUUUGAAAGUGUUUACCGAGGAAAAUAUCGGGAGUGUGCUGAAAGGUCGAGAUGUAGUACACUGCCAUGCAGCUUUCAUUGAUCUUGGGGAGGGAAAGCAACCUAGUUUGGUGCCGGACGGAGCACCUUGUGGAGAGAACAAAAUGUGUUACCAACAACAGUGUUGGGAUAUUGAUAGUCUCAACGAUCGAGGAGUUGGGACUACCUGCCAUCAAGACUGCAACGGUCGAGGGAUUUGUAAUAGCGAAGGAAACUGCCAUUGUGAUUUAGGUUAUGCACCACCAUUCUGUGAAUAUGCUGGAUCAGGUGGGUCCCUAGAUAGUGGCCCGGCUUCAAGAGGUACUCAUUUAGCGCUUCUUAUAACUUUAGUAAUUGUAGGAGUAGUUGUUACCACACUCUUCUUUGCGUAUAUUUUCAUACGUUUCUGCCGAUUGGAUCGGUGUAAAAAACCAUUAAUAUUCACAAAAUAUCAUUCCCCAUCCCGUGGAAGACACAAACUUGUACCAACCAUGUCCGUUAAUUCGGCCGUCAUUCGAGAGAUCUCGGCCCCCAAACUGUGCUCAUCAACGCGAGACAUUGACGGACCUCAAUUCACUCCAAUUGCAAGACUGAAAUCAACCACUACUACUAUAACCGCCAACCGGUCAACGCCAACAAUUCCGAACUACUGCGAACCGGAUUUUCCUUCACCGAUCUACCACCAGAAACCACAACAUCCGACGCACCGGAAGUUAGACAGCAUAGUCACAGUACUACCAACAAAGCCAUCCUCAUCACCCUCGGUCGGUUAUGUGACCCAUAUGACUGCUCUUCCUCCGCCAAGUCCUCCCCGGCGGCUACCUCAAAUUAAUCCAAUCAAAACAAGAACGGGCUACGGCUCCGGAAGAUACUCCUGAAAACCGGUCCGAUGGUUGGACAUGUACAUCGACGAUUUUAUUAUACAAAUCUAUUCAAAAUAUGAAACAUUCGAAUGCCAUUUUGAUGUGUAGCUUAGGUUGAUAUCAAAUGAUCGUAGUCGGUAAGAAAAAAAUAGCUUUUUUGAUACUAGCCGUAUUUUUCCGAACGUCUAACUGUAGUAGUGGAGUAACUUCCACACCAAUACGCACAGGUGCAAUCCAAAACCUCAUUCGUAAUCAGUAAUAAAAAUUAUUAGCUGUAAUAAACAAAUUCUAGUCACACGUG